AUGAAUCUACGAGAGCGUACAUCAUCAUUUUGUCAUGAUAAAAUUCCAUUAGAUUGGCGUCAAAGUGUAACAAAUUUUGCUCAUCAACAAAAAUUAGUAGCUCAAACCUUACCUUCAAUAUUAAAUUCUUCUACAUCAAAAUAUACCAAAAAUCGUCAAAUAAAUCCUUCGCAAAAUCAUCAACGUAGCAUGUCACUAUCAACAAUUGUUUUUCAUUAUUCAAAAUCAUCAUUACGUCGUUAUCAGUCUCCAUUAAUUAAUCACCAAACAAAAAAUCAUCGUCGAGCAUUGUCAUAUGAAGAAUUAUUUUCAUUAAAUAAGAAUACACAUUAUAUUUCAUCUAAUCAUCAACAAGAAGAAAGUAUGAUUGAAUCUGGUUGUUCAUUAGCAAUGGAUUUAUCAAGAAGUUUUAAUCGAAAAAGUUCUCAAUCAUCAUCUUCAUCCUCUUCCUCCUCCUCAUCAUCAACAACAAUAAAUAUGGAUAAUAUUGAAAAUAAUCAAAAAGAAAAAAUUGAUAAUAAAAUCAAACAAUUUAAAUGGAAAUUAAGGAUAAAUAAAUAA
Rotaria sp. Silwood1 is the source of this 561-nucleotide messenger RNA. NCBI's taxonomy places the organism in Eukaryota, Metazoa, Rotifera, Eurotatoria, Philodinida, Philodinidae. The record is from the annotation of a GenBank genome assembly.